UCUAUGGGUGUGUCACUUUAGCUGUAAUAUGAGAACCAUGUGACCAAUAGGAAGAGAAAAACAGAUCGGACAAAUUAUUUACUUUUCUUCCUCAAACUACAGCGAAUGAAAAGUUCUCACUGUGAGGCCGGCAGGGAUUCACUCUAGUUGAGAGUUUGAGCAAGGAAGCAGAGCUACAGUCCAACAAUAGUGGAACAGCUCUACAUGUUAUACUGGUAUUUGUUGUGCACUGAAUAAUAACAAUACCAGCAAAGAUGGCCAGCCAGCUACAGAAGAUUGUAUCAGAGAAGAAGAACAUGGUAGAGACUGUAAUGGAAGUGUUUGAACAGGGAGCUGAGGUGGUGGCCAGUAUCGCAGGUGACCUCUUCCCUAUUUUCGCCAUCGCUGCUCCCAUCGUGAAAUUGGCCCUGGACAAUGUGGAGAGUAAGGAAGCUGUGUUCAUGAAGGAGCAGUUCCAGAAGGUUCGUGAACACCUGGAGGUGAUUUCAGAGGAGAUGCAGCGGAUUAACGAGGAAAUCAAGAAGAGCGGCGCGGACGCUGCCUACUUUUCUGUAGAGGAGAACAUAUCUAACCAGUUCCGCAAGUACAUGGACAUCCUCAAUGCCAAACCCAAGUUUCGUGAGGUCAAAAAGAAGCUUUUCAUGGAGCAUUUUGUCAAAACAGGUGGCGACAAAAACCUACAUACCCUCUACAGUGCCGUGACAGGAGACAACUUCUCUGGAGAGUCAGUGUUGGAGAUUACUCUUAACUAUGAGGAGAAGAGUCGACGCGCCAUGGAAGACUUCUGUGCCAGGUUGAAGAACCUCUUUUGCAUAGGCCUCAUCGCUCUGAUGGGUUACACCGCACUGAAGGACUGCGAUGACGAAGAGAAGCUUCUUCAAGACUGGGGUGAAAAGAUGAAGGAGGUACAGGUGAAAAUGAAUACUGUCAUCGAGGACUGCAUCACCAGCUUCUCCAAGCAGGCUGAACUGGAUUCCCGGAGGUUGGUUAGGGACCAUUCUGACCUGAGCAACCAGCAGCUGGCUGACGCCAUUUUGGAGAAGAUGAAAAAAAAGUAUGACUGGGUGUGCUGGUCUGUCCGUAUAUUCAGCUCCCCUUCGGGCUUGUUCUCGAACAAAAAAGACAUCCAGUGCCCCACAGGAAAAAAUCGCUUUCAGGUGCCAGCGACAGACGAGAAGCUGAACGUCAUGGUGUCCUACAGUGCCUCGCCCGAGCCUCUGAACAAGGCCCACAUCCAGCAGCUGAUCCAGAGUCAGAAGAAACUCACCGUAGUGUGUACAGCUGAGCUCCUGUUUGAGCAGUUGCCAGGUGCAUGUGCAGUCCACACGGUAAAGACUUGCAAAGACCUGGCUUGUGCCUGGAGCUUUGCCGAAGAGCUACACUACUGGGAGCAGCACAAGAACUUCUAUGUUUGCGUUCACUGCAAUUGACGUUUUCUCACUUAAAAAUUAAUUAAUAAUUAGCUAUAGAUACCAAGAUUAUAUUCAUUCCAAUUUGGUCUUUGCACUAAGACUGACAUUCCCAAGAACUUUCUCUCUUUCUCAGUUGAGUUCUGAUCCCCAGCUAUACUAAUGAGGAGGAACACAAGCUAACACUUAUUAUAAAGCAUGAUACUUACCAAAGACUGUUUUACCUGUUAAUCUAUUCUUUGUAAUGUUUCUCUUUUAUGUAUCCCCCCUACUCUGUGUUGCCUCUGAUAAUGUAAAUUCAACUUUGGAUCUUGAUACAUAUUCUAAAUUGAUCAAAUCAUAGAUUUUUGAGGAAGUGUGUAAAUAUAAAAGCCUAAUGUUUGUAUUGUCUGUAAGAAAUCCCUCAACAUUUUGCAUAACUAGAACUGCAUUUUCCCUCUUUAUAUACAGUUGAAGUCGGAAGUUUACAUACACUUAGGUUGGAGUCAUUAAAACUCGUUUUUCAACCACUCCACAAAUUUCUUGUUAAAAAAACAUUGUUUUAGCAAGUCGGUUAGGAUAUCUACUUUGUGCAUGACACAAGUCAUUUUUCCAACAAUUGUUAACAGACAGAUUAUUUCACUUUCACAUAAUUCACUGUAUCACUAUUCCAGUGGGUCCGAAGUUAACAUACAAUAAGUUGAUUGUGCCUUUAAACAGCUUAGAAAAUUCCAGAAAAUUAUGUCAUGGCUUCUGAUAGGCUAAUUAACAUAAUUUGAGUCAAUUGGAGGUGUACCUGUGGAUGUAUUUCAAGGCCUACCUUCAAACUCAGUGCCUCUUUGCUUGACAUCAUGGGGAAAUCAAAAGAAAUCAGCCAAGACCUCAGAAAAAAUUGUAGACCUCCACAAGUCUGGUUCAUCCUUGGGAGCAAUUUCCAAACGCCUGAAGGUACCACAUUCUUCUGUACAAACAAUAGUAUGCAAGUAUAAACACCAUGGGACCACGCAGCCGUCAUACCGCUCAGGAAGGAGACGCGUCCUGUCUCAUAGAGAUGAACGUACUUUGGUACGAAAAGUUCAAAUCAAUCCCAGAACAACAGCAAAGGACCUUGUGAAGAUGCUGGAGGAAACAGGUACAAAAGUAUCUAUAUCCACAGUAAAAUGAGUCCUGUAUCGACAUAAACUGAAAGGCCGCUCAGCAAGGAAGAAGCCAAUGCUCCAAAACAGCCAUAAAAAAGCCAGACCACGGUUUGCAACUGCACAUGGGGGUAAAGAUUGUACUUUUUGGAAAAAUUGCCUCUGGUCUGAUGAAACAAAAAUAGAACUGUUUGGCCAUAAUGACCAUCAUUAUGUUUGGAGGAAAAAGGGGGAGGCUUGCAAGCCGAAGAACGCCAUCCCAACCGUGAAGCACGGGGGUAGCAGCAUCAUGUUGUGGGGGUGCUUUGCUGCAGGAGGGACUGGUGUACUUCACAAAAUAGAUGGCAUCAUGAGGAGGAAAAUUAUGUGGAUAUAUUGAAGCAACAUCUCGACAUCAGUCAGGAUGUUAAAGCUUGGUUGCAAAUGUGUCUUCCAAAUGGACAAUGACCCCGAGCAUACUUCUAAAGUUGUGACAAAAUGGCCCAAGGACAACAAUGUCAAGGUAUUGGAGUGGCCAUCACAAAGCCCUGACAUCAAUCCCAUAGAAAAUUUAUGGUCAGAACUGAAAAAGCGUGUGCGAGCAAGGAGGCCUACAAACCUGACUAAGUUACACCAGCUAUGUCAGGAGGAAUGGGCCAAAAUUCACCCAACUUAUUCUGGGAAGCUUGUGGAAGGCUACCCAAAACGUUUGACCCAAGUUAAACAAUUUAAAGGCAAUGCUACCAAAUACUAAUUGAGUGUAUGUAAACUUCUGACCCACUAGGAAUGUGAUGAAAGAAAUGAAAGCUGAAAUAAAUCAUUCUCUACUAUUAUUCUGACUUUUUACUUGGAUUAAAUAUUAGGAAUUGUGAAAAACUGAGUUAAAAUGUAUUUGGCUAAGGUUUAUGUAAACUUCCGACUUCAACUGUAUAAAACAGCACCUUAGAGUGAACUUUCACUUGCAGAUUCAAUUUCAACUGCUGCAAUUUACAUUCAUAUGGCACAGUGGAGGCUGCUGAGGGGAGGACGGCUCAUAAUAAGGGCUGUAACGGAGCAAAGGGAAUGGCAUCAAACUAUGUGUUUGAUGUAUUUGACACUAUUCUACUCAUUCCUUUCUAGCCAUUCCCACGAGUCCCUUCCUCCCCAAUUAAGGUGCCACCAACCUCCUGUGAUAUGACGACAACUCAACUGAUAUUUUAUCACACACUGCUUCACUGAACCUGCUCCCAUUCCAUGUGAUUUGAUCAACCAACCCACUACACAGGCAUGCUAAGACAUAUUAUUGCUGUGAAGGUGGAGGAAGAUACGCUUGUUUACUCAUGAAUGCCUAGCAUAGAUAUGCUCGUCACAUCUUUACCUGUUGUGAUGUGCAACAGAAAUGGUGGUAUCACAGGUCAUCUCGACUCAGUCCAUAGUUCCACAACCCUAUGAAGUACUUACAUUUAGUAUCUUAAUGUUUAACCCAUUCCACUUUCCAUGCAUUCAUUCUUUUUUGCACCUUUAUUUUCUGAGCAAUUUUACUAGUUUUAUGUUUUCUUUUACAAAACAUGUUGAUCUGAAGUGGGUGCUUCACGUUGGUGGUAGAUGACAUCUGGAAAGGCGCUAUAUACACUACCAGUCAAAAGUUUUAGAACACCUACUCAUUCAUCGGUUUUUCUUUAUUUUUUUACUAUUUUCUACAUAUUAGAAUAAUCAUAAAGACAUCAAAACUAUGAAAUAAAACAUAUGGAAUCAUGUAGUAACCAAAAAAGUGUUUAACAAAUCAAAAUAUAGUGUAGAUUUUAGAUUCUUCAAGGUAGCCAUCCUUUGCCUUGGUGACAGCUUUGCACUUAUCCUCUGCAGCAGAGGUAACUCUGCGUCUUCCUUUCCAGUGGUGGUCGUCAUGACAACCAGUUUCAUCACACUGUAGUGCUUGAUGGUUUUUGAGUCUGCACUUGAAACUUUCAAAGUUCUUGAAAUUUUCCGGUUUGAUUGACCAUGUCUUAAAGUAAUGAUGGACUGCCAUUUCUCAUUGCUUAUUUGAGCUGUUCUUGCCAUAAUGCACUUGGUCUUUUACCAAAUAGGGCUAUCUUCUGUAUACCCCCCUUCCUUGUCACAACACAACUGAUUGGCUCAAAUGCAUUAAGAAGCAAAGAAAUUCCACAAAUUACCUUUUAACAAGGCACACCUGUUAAUUUAAAUGCAUUCCAGGUGACUACCUUAUGAAGCUGGUUGAGAGAAUGACGAGUGUGCAAAACUGUCAUCAAGGCAAAGGGUGGCUACUUUGAAGAAUCUCAAAUAUAAAAUAUAUAUUAAUUUGUUUAACACUUUUUUGGUUACUACAUUAUUCCAAAUGUGUUAUUUCAUAGUUUUGAUGUCAUCACUAUUAUUCUACAAUGUAGAAAAUAGUACAAAUAAAGAAAAACCCUUGGAUGAGUGGGUGUGUCCAAACUUUUGACUGGUACUGUAAAUGCAAUCAGUUAAUAAUUAUGAAGUGGCGGUUUGAUGUCUAUGUCCUGCCUAUUACAAACUAGCCAUUGCCAAUAACUUCAACCUUUUUAAAUGGGAUGAAAAGAACACAAGUCAUUGCACCCCCUUAAACUAAGUAAUAAGGACUCCAUAUUCAACAUUAUAAACUGUCUGGUUUGAGCUCUGAAUGCUGAUUGGCUGACAGAUUGGUAUAUCAGACAGUAUACCACAGGUAUGACAAAACAUUUUAUUUUUACUGAUCUAAUUACGUUAGUAACCAGUUUAUAAUAGCAAUACGUCACCUCAAAUGAAUUAUUAUUUUAUUCUAGGUUCUCUAUCAAUAUGCCUUGUAUCACACAAUUACUGUAUCAAAUAAAAACAAAGAUGGAUAUUACUAUGUUAA
Salvelinus fontinalis (brook trout) is the source of this 5354-nucleotide messenger RNA. RefSeq names its product protein rapunzel-like. The record is from RefSeq and is a predicted model, not a curated record. Bases 255 to 1430 code for a protein of 391 amino acids. Lineage: Eukaryota; Metazoa; Chordata; Actinopteri; Salmoniformes; Salmonidae. The transcript has 3 exons.